AUGUAUUCUGUUAACCAAUAUUUCGACUGUGGAAGGAUGACCAUGUGUGGCAUACCAGCGGUGGAGAUGCUUGGCAGUGAAGAAGACUGGAUGAAAUUGAGUUCUAAGCUGAAAGUUUUAAGAACACUUUUAGAACCUAUAGAGAAUGAUCUUGGCCUUCGAUCAAAAUGGUGGGAUCUGGUUCAGAAAGUGUUCUGGAAUCUGCAAACCACCUAUCAGGGAAACCCCGAUGAAGAUUGGUGGAGUCAUAUUAUGAGCUAUAAAGAAGCUCAUCAGUCGGGUAUGUACAUUGUUUAAUCAAUUCAUACGAUUGCAAUACAAAAGACAAAAAAAAAAACUACUGAAGUUGUUAAAAGUAUCAAAACCACAUGAAAAGCUUACAUAACGCUAAGGAAGCAAGAAUUUAUGCUGGCUACGAAACUGGUAGAAAAGUCUUGAGAGAAUUGUCCGUAGACUUGCCAAACGCUGAUGUGCCUGUAAACGGCUUGUUUUACACAAAAAGGAUUGACCGUUUUCAUUAUUGUAGUCUUUUUAUCCACAAAUGAUAUAUACUUCUGGUUCAACUAGGGAUUAACAGGUGUUUACCAAAACAUAUCACAGCUCAGUAAGCUGAUCACAAGCAGCAAGUUUCUAGAACGUCGAAAAAGUUCUUUAAGGGAAAUUCAUCAUUAUCUUGGAACAACGUUCUUUAUGAAGAGUUCGUAUAAUCACAGUCAGCGCGAGUAGGCUAUCCAAAGCUCUUUUAUUUGAGAUUGUAAGUCAGGUUUAAUGAAGUCUGUCCUAGUUUACGGUCAACUCUUGCCUUGCAUACACCCCGCUACAACGGACCGUCCCGAUAAUAGGGACAGCGGCUAAAUCCCCGUCAAAAACAAAUUUCAGACUCAUUGGCCUAAAUAAACUCUCAUUAUUACGGACUCUCGCUUAUGAGGACAGUAACUUGAGGUCCCCGCGCAGUGUCUGCAAUAUGAGGGAGUUGACUGUACUUCGUCUAAUCUAGGGAGUACAUAUUCACGAAAUUAAGCAAACAAAUAUAAUUUACUGAUUUUGUUUUGUCUCUCAGGAACUCCCGCUGGCGGUAUCAAAGGAUGGAUCACAGAUUUCUUGGAGGGACCGCGAUAUGCAAGGGCUUUGUGGGGGCCUGGUGACUUUACAAGUGGCGUAGUGGCCGUUCCUUUCACUAUCAAGGACCGGCGUUCUGGUGUCCAGGAUACCGCGGCAUUGGUGGCAGGAAUGCUGGGCUUCACUGUUCACAGGAUACCCAACUGUGAUGAGGUGGCUGUACAACCAUUCCAAGGAUGGUCUCUUAUGUUGUCCGACGACUCGCCUUUUUGCAAAUUCUGAACAAACCACUGACAUUGGCUUUAUAAAUUAGUUUAGAAAUAAUACUUAACUGCAAGGAAAGUUAAAAGUGUUUCAGUACUGUAAAAUAACGCAUUUAGCAUUUUUUUCAUUCAAAUGUGGGCUCGAUAUUUUUUUUAGAAACGUAGCUAGUGAAAAUUGCAGUCAUUUAAGAGAAAGCCGCGUUGGCCAAAAUGCAGGUUUCGUGAGCGCGAAAAAAGCCCCGAAAUCACACUACACAGAAGAAAAAGGAAAAGAAAAUAGAAAGAAAGCAAAGAGAAAUGAAGGUGAAAAACGAAAUAGUUCCUGUCUUGGUUUUUUUGUUUUCUGUUUUUGUUUUUGCUUUGUUGUUUUCUUUGUUUGUUUUUUUCAUUGCCGAUACUUUGGCGACGGUUUUCACCACAGUUGGCCAACAAUGAUUCGCACUUUUUCGGUGGAAAAGUCAGACUGGAAUUCCUAAAAUUCGGCCUCUGAAAAUCAGUAGUUAUUUCACCAAACGGCGGCCAAAUCACGAGAUUAUUUUAGUCUGAAAAGCCCGACAGGAUAGGAAAUAUCGAGUGAUGAGAAGAGAGAAAAACAAAAACAAAAAAUCAGUGUUGCACUCUUUGUUUUUAUAUUGUCUACUUUGAGGAUAGUGUUUCAACGAAAAAACUCUGCUUGACCGAAAAAAUUUAAACUACUUUCAGGCAUCUCCUCUUUCCGUUGAAAACUUUUGAAAGUUUUUGUGGCACAAGCUGUUUAUGACAAAUACACUCAACUUAAAUAAUAUUAAUAUUUACAACAAUUAGUUAUAAUAGCGACUAGAGCAGUCAAGAAGUAGGGAGAAACCCUCGACUACAUUGCGAGUUUGCCCGUACAAUUCCUUCAUACUCUAGCCGUUUCCUGCGUACUUUACAACUUAGUCAACAAACAGAACAGAGCACAGACAGUCAAGGUAUUUGUUAAACUUUUCGUAUUAGUCAUUACUUUCGGAAUUAACGGGUCAUUAAAGUUAGUAAUUAUCACGAGAGCUUUUCAUAACAGAGAUUAAGUCACAGUUCAACUGGGGUAUCACAAUGCUGGUCGUAAAUACAGCUGAUCGCUUACUAAAAAGCGAAUUCGUACUGUUUCAAACUUCAUGGAUCUUAUUAUUCAAAAAGAAAAAGAGAAUUUUUGUGUUUUGUUCAACUACUCCAUUAAGCGAGCGCGUGAAGUUAGGAAGUUUCAUGUCACAGUCGUGCAAAGACGGCUACGAAAUGUACAAAAAAGUGUGAUGGACGUGCAAAACAACCAAUUUUUUUUUUUUUUUUGCCUUUUUUGUAGCCGUCGCCGUCCUCGUUGCUAAAGCUCCCUAUCGUCCUUGAUCCAGAUAAUUUACGACCAUGGUAACGUCGAUAACGUGACGUCAGCCUUUGCAAAAAGCGCAUUAUCUUAUGGUAUCACUAAGAUCCGAUAUUCAAACUAACGUUACGGUAUGAUUUUCUUUGUUUUUUCUUUAUGAAUUAUGAAUACUUGUGCAUUCUUAUGUAGUCUAUUACAGUUUUAAUUAAAAACAGCUGACUCUGAGUGUUUUUAAUAGCACCUCCCCUUUUUCUCUUCGGUAUCACUGACGCGAAUGUUUUGAGAAGUUUCCUCAUUGUCCGUGGACAGUUUCUUCUCGAGCAUUUUUUCAGCUAGGUUGUAUAAGGCUUCCUUGUGUUGAUAUUCUCUUCGGCACUUACUUCAAAGAACUGGGCACCGUGCUCUUUAGCCAACUAAAGCAAAAAAGGAAGCAAAGAAAAAAACAGCUAUUAAAACUUUUCUCCACAUUUUUAUUACUAUAUAUUGUGGUACUUUAUUUAGGUUUCUACGAAUGGCAUCCGCUUAUUAUCCCAACAUCACAACUGACAUGGGCACCCACAGGUAAGUACAAUAAGGGUUAACAACGACAUGGCAAUGUCCAGGGGCCACGGUUUCUCGGAAGUCCGGGUAACUUUUCGGGCCCUAAGUCAAAUAUUCAAAUCAAAAUAUAAAGAAUAAGAGCGCCGGUCCUGGCUAGCAAACUACUCCAUUUUGUUUCAUUAACUGAUAGUUUUGUCAUGGUAGAUGUAAAACUAUUGAAACCUCGAUCUCUAAUGUAAACGGAGUCAGCUUACCGGGCCCGUUAAUUAUCGGGACUUUCGAGAAACGGGCCCCAGGCCCCAGUUGCUUUAAAAGUUGGAUAUAGCGCUAUCCAGUGGAUAAGUAUUAAAGGGAAACCAAUUGCGUUAUCCGCUGGUUAGAGAUUUAGCCAGUGGAUUGCGUUACCCACCUUUUGAACAACUGUGACCAGGACUGGAAAAAGAAACAAGGGUAAUGUGCCUGAGAUUCAGAAAAUGCAGCGAAGAAGUAAAUGUGUUGAAACAACUUGAUUGCUGGUCCUGUUCUCAACAAGGGCAAACAAUGAUUAUGAUAAUGAUGAUGGUAUUUACCUGUAACCAGGUUUCACUCUACCCCUUUUUCCUCCAGAAAGCCCAAGAUUACCAUUUAGGGGACCACAGAUUUGUUGCAUCUGAUUUGGUGGACUUACUGUGAAGUGUCUUACACUUCAGUCAACUCACCUGCUCCCCGUUUUCCUUGCUGACAAUUCUUCUAUCUUCCAUAUGACAUUUGCUAGCAAGGAUCAUCUUUUCUACACCUUCAUCUGCAUGCUAAAAUAGAGUGGGGAAAAAGAAUUAACCCUUUGAGUCCCAAUAGUGACCAACAUCAAUUUUCUCCUAACAAUAUCCAUAUGUUGCCAGGAGAAAAGGUUAUGAGAGUUAAUAAAACUGUCACUAAAGAGAAAAUGCUUUGAUCUGUUAUCAAACUCUCCCAACUAAUUCUUUAAGGAAAUGUAUAGAGAUCAGUUUGGAGAAUUUGUAAGUGGAUAUCCGGGCUUAAAGGGUUAAAGAGUGAUCCUGAAGACAUUCUCUGUCCCAUAAAAACAAUUGUGUGCUUGACAGAAUAAAUAAAAUUUGCAACACUCAGGUUUUAUUGCGUUCGACGUUAGGACAACGCAACUCCCUAUGUGGUACUUGGGUAUCCUGUGGUACUAAGGGGUGACCUUGUGAUGUCGUACGUACGGAGGUAUUUGAGUUCGGCGAGGGAAUAAAAUGUGCAGCUGUUUUCGAACUGGGUUUUAUCGCUGAGCUGGCGAUUCUGUCCUUCCUUUCUCUGUCUCACUUCAUGCUUUUCGAAGGGGCAUGUUUAACUUUUUACAAAAUAAAGCUUUCUAGGAUCUACCUCUCAUCUAUCAGGAUCUGAUAAUUGACCAUACUCGAGGGUGGAUAAAGACAUUUCUCACAUGAUUUUGAAAUAUACAGUUUGGAAGUAAAGAUAAGAAAACUAGUGAGGUUGUUAUCACCAGAGAGAUAUUCAUAGUGAUUGCAAGCUGAGAUUCUGUAAUGUCCCAGCUUCUACAAACGAAAAUUGUACUGCAAGCAAAGCUCCGGGUUACACUCUAUUAUAGAAAGAUCUUCAAAUGCAACCAAACGUCAAGAACGCCCACAGGACCGAAGCAACCCUGAAAGACGAUGGCUCUCACAGAGACCAGUUUUGGCCAAUUAAGUCUUAUAUUUUGUACUUCUGGAGCUGAGAGUUAUCAAGAAGAACACUGGAGACCUAUUUGGCAGUGUGCGUGUUUCGGUUGAGACGAUCUAAUUUAUAUGACAAGACCGUCAAAAGAAGAAAGAAUUGAAAUCUGUUGUAAAAGAAGUGUCUUGAAACUGGAAGAAGACCUAGAUUUCAUCAGUGAUGGCAAGCUAUCAAACAUUGACGGUGAGCUAUAUCAAGCUUGACAUGUUUGUGCAAUAUUGUUAAGUGCUAUGUUAUAAAAUCUACCUAUUGUAGCCCUUAUCAUUGAUUUAACUUAACUCAUUUACGUAGCCUUAUGCAAAUAGUACAUGAGUCUUCCGACCCACAUUUUUAAACGCCGGUUUACAAUUACUAAAGAUGAUCAUGGGAUUGUUAGUCGAUUGACAAAAUUCAUGUGGUACGAAAAGAUGAAAUGCUUAGAAAAACGAGCAUUAUUGAUAACUUUCCCCCAUUUAGGCGAAAAAACGAGUAAUUUUUCCUGUAGAUUCGACUGAGAUCAUUGUUUGCAAAUUGCUCUGCGGAAGUGUCUUUAAUUUGAUACUCUUUAAGGGAACUCCAAAUAAUUUCUUUUUUUUUUUCCAUCAAAUUCUUAGAGUUUAGUUAUAUUAUUUCUGUCGUAUGUUGGGAAUAGGAAAAUGAAAUUUGUGAUAUUUCUUGUACUUCUUACAAUGGAAUGAAACAAAAAAAUGAAACGAGAACGAAAAGUCUUAUGGAUUGCCAAGGUUAUGAGAGCCUUAACUGUACCUCUUCUAUGUUCCGUAGCCAGUUGAAAUGUUUUCAAAUGUCUUCUCCUGGGUUAUAUCGUAUACAAGUAUAAUGCCCUGCAAAAAUCAAAAACAUGUUUUUAAAUGAUGCCUGAUGCUGAAUUGAAAGGGUAUUAAAUUAAUAUGUUUUAAGUAAGUUACGGUGAGACUGAUGUUCUUUUUAUUCUAACUUCUGAGUUUUGAAUGAUUCUAUAAAGUAAGGUGUUUCUUCGAGCAAAAGAAACUGAAUAUCUCACAAAGUAAAUAAUUCCACUAACCAUUGCUCCUCUAUAAUACUCCGUUGUUAUUUCAUCGAAGCGUCCUUGGCCAGCUGUAUCCCUACAACAACAACAACACUGCCUUCUCAACACGGGGCAAAUAAGGUUUUCAGAAAAAAAAGGACUGAAACAUAGGCAGCAAGGAGGACGUUUUGGUGGUGGUGUACUAAUUGCCACCAAAGGAUGUAAUAAGGCUUCCCCGAAGGAAGACGUCGCCUGCGAAUCUAAAGUAUUGUUUAUCGAUGUAUGAACUACGAAUUACAGGAAAAUAACUAUCGGAGUAUUUUACCGGCCGCCCAAUAUAGUAACCUAAAAGUUUUGCAAGAACUCCAAAAUUCCUCUCAGUAACAUCACCACAGACAUGAUAUUAAUCAGAGAUUUUAAUUUAAGUGAAUUUAACUGGCCAUGGGCCAACCGAAUCGAUCACUAGCUGGUGCUCGGAGCAACAUACACUACUCUUGCACAUAUUAUAUAAUUCAGGACAACUUCUUGCAUGUAGUGGACGAACCUACGAGGGAUCAAAACAUACUGGACCUUGUUUUAACUACUAACGUUGACUUGUUGAUGGGCAAUGUUGUGGUAGGUGAACCCUUUUCUGCUCACAAUUCCAUGUAUCACCUUCACCCUAAAGAGUGCGCCCUACAGGUCUGAAAAAAAAAGGUGGGAAGAGGCAAUUUUGAGGGGUUUUCGAGCCUGUAAGAGUGUUUUAUCGGGCUUCUGAUGAAAGAUCGUAGUUAAACAAACCGUUUCCCAGCUUUUAGGAGUGCGGUUUUGAACGUGUUUGAAUAAUUCGCUCGAAACGGAUAAAAUACACCAGAAAUUGUGGCAUCUUUCGAAGGAUAACAUAACUUUAAACAAGACUCACGUCUGAAAACAGUUAAGGGAAGCAACGAGCUCGAGAGGGACGUUUUGUUAUACUACUACAUGAGAAAUUUCUGCAAUUUGAUUGGCUUAGAGCAGUGGUAUUUCCGCUUAAUUUGAAAUACCUACAUGUGAAAAUUACAAAUCUUUUGUUGGUAGUUUUUCCAACUCCCGAUAACUCGAACUUUUUUCGAUUUCCCUUGAAGGUUCGAGUUAUCGGCAGUCGACCGUAACCACAUCACAACUUGACAAGAGCACAUUACGUCACUGUGAAACCUCAACGCCAAACUGACCAAACCACAUGUAUAAGAACGUUAACGUUGUGGCUUCCCAUACGCAUGAUGGCAAGGCAGAAUGAGGAAGCAUUGAUAGUUAGUCAGCCGAGUGGUCGAUAUCGUUGUACGCCGACACAUAGCACCGCUCUCGGUGGUUAAAGAUUGCUGAUCGCAAUCAGUUCUCAAGCAAAAACAAUGGGAAAUUCUAACAACAAACCGAUCGCGAUGGAUGAUGAAAAAAUUGAAACAUCUAAGGCCAACGAAACUGUCGUUCGAUACAGUACGACCGCCGAUGGAUUAAACAUGAAGUUUGUCUCUCUCGCCAGCCACAAACUGGUUCCAUCCAAGUUUGAAGAUUUGUUUAAGGAAGACGGAAAGCAGGCUAAACAGUUUGCCAUAGAGUAUACAGCAGAAAAGGCACUCUCCAUCAUCGCAGACGGCAGAAAAGAGCACGAAACAAGCGCUCCGCGGCCCACAAAAAUUGUUUCCGCAUUGGGUUCAGAGGAGGAAGUUUAUUCAGUCUUUGCUGACUGUGGUAUGUUUGCUGCCGUUUUCACUGCCUAUUCUCAUCACUAUAGGCUUAGGACAUCGCCAGGUGAUUGGUGGUUCUGUGUUAUCAAGAGGGUUGCCUGUGCUAUCGAUGAAAACUCUUCGAAAGCCUCGGUGCGCAACAUGUUUGUCGAUCAUGAAGGAAAAAAAACAAUCGAAGUACAGAUUAAGGAUCCCACUAUCUACACCGUGGAUUACAACUUUCUGUUUGAUCAAAUAACAAAACAGUUAAAAGAAAACUUAAAAGUGCCCUAA
Molecule: messenger RNA, 7869 nt
Organism: Porites lobata
Lineage: Eukaryota; Metazoa; Cnidaria; Anthozoa; Scleractinia; Poritidae
Source: the annotation of a GenBank genome assembly